CUGCCCUCCAAGAGAUGGCACGACGUCCUUCUCCCACCCGAACCUCAACUCAGGCAGUUUCACCUGGACCAUCCUCCGAUAAGGAAAACCAUCCAACAUCAGCCGGUAACAGCAAGCGUGUUCAAAUCCAAGCCAUGCCCAGCAGCGCCUCGAGGAAGCGGCAACGACUGUCCACGCGGGGCACCAACUCACAAGGAAGCCAGUCUCAAGGAUCGCGAUCACAGCCCGCCCGCGAUAAGGACUAUUAUGACCCGGAUCAAGAUGAAGCCGAACGACGGAGAAUCCGAAAGGGACUGAGAGACCUGACGCGGGACCUCAACGACUCCCGCAGUGAGUUUAUGCAGGCUGGAAACAGUGGUAUUAAGUCUACGAUAGAAAAGGCCAACGAGUUGUUUCAGGGCGUCAAGCAAACCUCGGAUGCAACCAUCGACUCUCGGCUAUUGGUCAGCGCGGCGGACCUAGGGUACAAGAAGACCGCACAAUUAGUUCUGGGCGACGCCAGUGCAGGCAUUGACGUCGACGAAUUUGUCUCCAAGUGUAUCACUUUCAUGCGCCAGGCCCCCGCAGACUCUCAAAGCACAGUUCCCAGCAGCACACAACGUCGCCGCGCUGCCCGCCCAGCAGAUGAUGACGGUGAAGAUAAUGGAGAUGCCUUGAACUGGGACUGGCUGGGACGGGCUGCGUCCUUCUGCAGCAAUGCCCGGCCCUCGGUCCCUGGAUUCCUUCUGGGCCCGCUCUCGGUGCAGAAACGAACCCGUCAGCAGGCCGUUCGGAGGGUCAGGGAACGGAUCGACCCCAGUCGGGCGGUCGCACCGCAGGAUCUCCAAGACAAAGACCUUGACAGGCAAGAAACGUCUAAUCUGACCACCAUGUGUGGCAGCAUCAACGGUUUACUGGCGAAGACACAAAACCAUGGCCAAGACACCGUCGAAAGACAGCUGUCGGCGCUCCAAGCAGAGCCUUCCGACGAGCAGCUGCAGAAAGUGAUGGCGGAGAACAAUGUAGCUGAUGAUGGUGGCGUCCCGCUGUUCCGCUUCUGCAUCAACCCGAGGUCCUUUGGACAGAGCGUGGAGAACCUGUUUUACGUGAGUUUCCUGGUUCGUGAUGGGUUGAUUGGUAUCUCGGUGGACAGUAGAGGAUUGCCGACGUUACACGCUGCGAAGCCUCACGCGCCCAGCGAGGCUCUGAAGAAGGGAGUCCAGAAGCACCAGGCUAUCUUCACCCUGGACUUUGAGACCUGGCAGGAUCUGAUCGAGGCCUAUGGGAUCAAUGAAUGUAUCAUUCCUCAUCGCGCGGAAGAAGCCCAGCCAACGGCGCAGACCUGGCGAUGAUCAUGGGUUCAACGCGUAGGGCUGGCUGGCCUGUGAUGACUUUUUCUUAGCUAUGUAGCAGGCGUAUGGUUGCGUUUCUUGUAGGUGAGGAUACCCAUUUGUUGACAAGGAAAUUUGGCCGCGAUUUCGAUGUCAUGUUUUGUACAUUCUCGGGGGUGUCAUUCGAUGUAGAUAUUUACUAUCGGCAUCU
Messenger RNA from Aspergillus aculeatus ATCC 16872, 1521 nucleotides. RefSeq names its product non-structural maintenance of chromosomes element 4 family protein. NCBI's taxonomy places the organism in Eukaryota, Fungi, Ascomycota, Eurotiomycetes, Eurotiales, Aspergillaceae. The record is from RefSeq and is a predicted model, not a curated record. Bases 15 to 1331 code for a protein of 438 amino acids. Gene Ontology annotation, biological process: DNA repair. The transcript has 3 exons. Gene Ontology annotation, cellular component: Smc5-Smc6 complex; nucleus.